UAUAUAUAUAACUAGUACGGCACCAAGUUCUGGUGGUACAUGAAGCCCUCUAGCUAGGUAGCCACAAAUAGCUGCGGUGAAGUUUCUGAUCUGUGAUCCACUUCUGCGGCUCUCAACUCGCUCAUUAUCUGAGGCACUUGACUGCAAUACGAGUUACGGUAUCCGAACAUGCUCUUGCGUUGCGCUGCUUUCAUCACGUCGGUUUUGGCGGCCGCUGUUAAUGCCGAGGCAGCAGACAGUCGAAUCUUUAUUGAUGGUGGACGCUUGGUGGGAGGUACCAAUGGCGUGAUAUUCGACUACAACAAUGAGUUGCAUGCCUGUCAGUCGCUUGGGCGUCAAAUAUCGAAAGUGGAUCCAGAAACUGGAGACAUCCUAUCUUCGAUUGGGCCCGAAGAAGAGGUGUUUACACCGGACGACGCUGUCUUCUUACCAGACGGCACAAUGAUCUGGAGCGAGUUCAUCUUGGGAACUUUCAUGAUGCGCCCGCCAGGAGGUCCCACCGAAAUGCUCUAUCCGCCCUUCACCUACCCCAACGCCAACCCACUCGCUCUGUCAGACGACAAUACGCGACUCUUCUUUGGGCAGUGCUUUAACGAGGUGUCUCUCAAUGGCAUUUACGAACGCAACCUGUUGACAAACGAAACUACUAUCAUCAUUGAGGGAAUCCCCUCUUGCUCGUCCAACUCCAUGGCCUUCAAGGAGGAUGCUCUCUACACUCCCCGACUGUACGAGGGCCGUGUGGUGAAGAUCGAUUUGGCAAACAACAAUACCGUCACGAACGUUUCCACCGGCUUGGGUAUUCCUAAUGCUGUGAAGUUUUCUCGUACAGGCGAGCUCUACGGAACAGACUCCCAGUUCGGUAAAGUCUACCGAUACGAUCUCGCCAACACAGACACCGAAAACAACCGGGAAGUUGUCUUUCAUGGUCCAUUCAAUGCCAUCGAUAAUCUCAUCUUUGACAAUAACAACAGGCUUUACAUCAGCUCAGUCAACAGAGGAACAGUCCUAGAAGUCUUUCCUGAUACCAUGGACACGGAUGCUGGAGAAUUGAUGACGCAGCGCGAUGGUACUAUUGGUUCCUAUCGCACUGUUGUCCCGGGCACCUUCACCUUACCCUGUGGAGUGGCUGUGCUUGACGGUGUUGUGUACUUAGUUCAUCCUAACGGAGCAAUGGGCUUCGAUGCUGUUACUGGCGAAGAAGUCCUGUUCUUUGAGCCAGUGAUUGGCUUUGACUCAUUGGAACAGCCCUCAGCUGUCGCCGCUUGGGAAGAAAAGGGUUUGCUUUUGUUCCCCUCGUUGCUCACAGCCACUCUGUCAUUGUUCGAUCCAUCGGAUGAGUCAUUGGAAGUAUUGCACUUCACGGCUCCAGUUGCCGAUGCUCAUCCGCAUGGCGAUGAUAUCCUCGUGGUAGAUGCUACUGGCAACAUUACUUUGGUCAAAGGCAGCAACUAUGAAGAGAAGGAAGUCAUUUCCACUGUUCCUGGGGUCUUUUUCUUGGCAGGUUCGGAUCAGGAUGUGUAUGCAAGCAACUACUUCACAGGAACAAUUCUUCAGAUCAUUGAAAAUGGGAAGGUACUCGAGGAACCCAAAGUGAUAUCAACGGGGCACUCGGCACCCGAAGGCAUUGCUUUGUACGGUGGUGAUAGUCUUUUGGUCGUCUGCUCGGGUACGGGGACGCUCGAACAUGUGGUCCUUGAAACCGGUGCAGUAACAGUGUUGGAAAACAACUUGAGCUUUCAAGCCCCUGCUGACAUUCUACCGUACGGUUGGCCGAACGAUGUUGCCAUCCAUGGAGACAACGCUUUUGUAAACGGAGAUGGCGUGAAUGCGAUCUACCGGUUUGAGCUCUCAGGAGCCAAUACACCCGAAGGCGAAAAGUUGGAUGGCACUGCUCUUGAACCCGCUGAAUCUCCAGGAGAAGAGGAAGCUCCGUCUUCGUGGGGCUUGAAGAGGUUUGAGCCCACAUCACCUUUUCUCUCGAUCUGGAUUGUCGUUGCUAUUUUGGUUUGAACGCUGCCCUGAUAUGCCGUAACACACUAGUCGACUCUUAUGUAGAGCCUGAAUGUCCCGUUAUGUUGCAUCCUGUAGUGAUAACGCAUACCAGUAACCAACAAAAGGGCCAAGAUGCACCCAAGCAACGAUUC
Messenger RNA from Seminavis robusta, 2144 nucleotides. NCBI's taxonomy places the organism in Eukaryota, Bacillariophyta, Bacillariophyceae, Naviculales, Naviculaceae. The record is from the annotation of a GenBank genome assembly.